This is a messenger RNA of Musa acuminata AAA Group (dessert banana), 1153 nucleotides long. Its product is annotated as dephospho-CoA kinase. Gene Ontology annotation, biological process: coenzyme A biosynthetic process. Gene Ontology annotation, molecular function: dephospho-CoA kinase activity; ATP binding. NCBI's taxonomy places the organism in Eukaryota, Viridiplantae, Streptophyta, Magnoliopsida, Zingiberales, Musaceae. The transcript is spliced from 3 exons. The record is from RefSeq and is a predicted model, not a curated record. Bases 183 to 875 code for a protein of 230 amino acids.
GCUAAUCACCAGGAAGCGAUGUUGGUGGCAUCGAUAGCGGGUCUCCGCUAGAGGAUUCUCCGCGACUCGUGCCACUCGCGCGGAGGAGGCAGAAGGGGGCGAAUCCUUUCUCUUCCUCUUCGUCGUCCUCUUCUCCUAUUUCCCUUGUUUUACCCUCUGUCGGAUUAAAUUGCGGAGAGGAGAUGAGGUUGGUGGGACUGACGGGCGGGAUCGCGUCCGGGAAGAGCACGGUCUCCAAUCUCUUCAUAUCUGAAGGCGUUCCCGUCGUCGACGCCGACGUCGUUGCCCGGGAUGUGGUGAAGAAGGGAACGGGUGGUUGGAAGAAAGUGGUAAAAGCAUUUGGGAACGAUAUUUUACUAGAGAAUGGAGAAAUUGAUAGAGCACGGUUAGGUCACAUUGUCUUUACAGAUCCAGCAAAACGCCAACUUCUGAACCGUUUAUUGGCUCCAUAUAUUUCCUCGGGCAUCUUUUGGGAGGUAUUCAAGCUGUGGAUAAAAGGGUCAAAGGUUAUCAUUCUAGACAUCCCAUUGUUGUUUGAGACCAAAAUGGAUCAACAAACAUCUCCUGUUAUUGUUGUAUGGGUUGAUCCUGAAACCCAGAUAAAACGCUUAAUGGCAAGAGAUGGCAUACCUGAAGAACAAGCCAAAAAUAAAAUCAACGCACAGAUGGCACUGGACCAGAAGAAGACCAAGGCAAAUAUAGUCAUUGAUAAUUCUGGCACAAUUGAAGAAACAAGACUACAAUUCCAGAAGGUUUUGAACCAAAUCAGUCGACCUCUAACAUGGAAAGAAUAUGCUCUAUCCAGAGACGGCAUCUUUUUGCUUCUUACAUCUGCGGUGGUAGGUGUUUUGGCAGUACGCAAAAAUUUACCUUGAUGAUAGAUUUAACUGACAUCUUUGUCAACUUUCUGAAUGGUUUGCCACCAGUAUUUAUUUGGUUUAAUGUCACAUUGUAUUGUAUCGUGAUGUCAUUGUCAACAAAGUUUAGGCGAUGGGGAAUGUGCACACAGGCAACCUGUUAUCCUGCUCAAUGCAAUUGUCACUACAUUUUGUGGUUUUUUCUCACCAUUACUGAACCCUGUUUGUGUAUUUGACCUCAAAAUGGUCAAAAAUAUAAUUUCUUUGGUGAGUCAAAUUUAUUUUUCUCUUGAUUA